This is a messenger RNA of Scaptodrosophila lebanonensis, 1170 nucleotides long. Its product is annotated as neuropeptide FF receptor 2. NCBI's taxonomy places the organism in Eukaryota, Metazoa, Arthropoda, Insecta, Diptera, Drosophilidae. Gene Ontology annotation, molecular function: G protein-coupled receptor activity. Gene Ontology annotation, cellular component: membrane. Gene Ontology annotation, biological process: G protein-coupled receptor signaling pathway. Bases 1 to 1170 code for a protein of 389 amino acids. The record is from RefSeq and is a predicted model, not a curated record. The transcript has 3 exons.
AUGUCAAAUAUUUCAAUUAAUUUUGACUUCAGCCAAUGGGACUUUCCAACAGAGCGCAUUUGGUUGCAUAAGUCCUCAGGAGAAAUGACAUGGAAGGUCUGCACGUUUGUGCCGUUGAUAAUCUUUGGCCUGUACGGCAAUUACAUGAUGAUUUUUCUCAUUGCGACAAAUCGCACAUUGCGAUCACCAACUAACCUGAUUAUAGCCAAUAUGGCAGCAGCAGACGCGCUAACACUUCUAAUAUGUCCAGUUAUGUUCCUACUUAACGAUUUUUAUCAGAACUAUCCACUGGGCUCUGUGGGUUGCAAGUUAGAGGGUUUCCUAGUCGCCCUCUUUCUUAUCACAGGCGUUCUUAAUUUAUCAGUAGUAAGCUACGAUCGCCUUACGGCUAUAGUGCUGCCCAGUGAGAAGCGUCUCACUUUACGCGGAGCCAAAAUUGUAAUCGCUUGCACCUGGCUAGCUGGCGUGAUCUUCGCUCUGCCGCUGGCACUCUAUCGUUCAUACCGUAUUCGCAUAUGGAAGAACUUCACAGAGUCGUAUUGCAAGGAGAAUCCAAACGUACUGCCCAAAUAUUGGUAUGUCCUGAUCACCAUUUUGGUGUGGCUGCCAUUGGCAAUUAUGCUCAUUUGCUACACGGCCAUUUUCUAUAAGCUCGACCGCUACAAAAAAAGCGUACUGCGUCGAGAGCACCCGCUGACUGUCAGCUACAAACGCAGUGUUGCCAAAACAAUGUUUAUUGUUGUUGCAGUAUUUGCGGCCUUACGACUGCCCUUCACGAUUCUGGUCGUGAUACAAGAGAAGCAAUUCUCCAGCGACAGCACCGUAAACAGCGGUAUGCAGCUUUUCUGGUACAUUUCGCAGUAUCUUAUGUUUCUUAAUGCCGCCGUCAAUCCGGUUAUAUAUGGAUACAAUAAUGAGAAUUUGAGGCGUGCAUAUAACAAGACCAAGUGCGCCAAACGAGCUACAUUAGGAUCUCCACGACCACAUCGUUGCUGCUACUGCACCUUUAUGAAAAUGACUAAGCCACCAACUGGUUUAACAGCAUGUCUGAAGAAUAGCACAGCUAAUGGACAUAACCAGGAAAUACAAGAAUCAAAAGGAACGUAUAAGUUUUAUAAUACCGCCGACGACAUGAUUGUUUCAAAUGUAAAUGAUGUUGGUUUCAUAUAA